AUGAUGGCCUCAAUCGACGUAUCAACAUCAUCGUCAGCUCCGAAUCCAACAAAUGCACUUGUUUUACCAAAUAUUAUCUAUCCCGUAAUUGAUCAAAUGGAUAAAUCAGGUUAUAAAGAUAUACAAUUCGAUAUGCGUUCAACAUUAUUUAAACUAGAAGAAAUUUAUCCAGGUUUUUCUCGUUGCUUUCUUCAAUCAUUCAUAAGUAGAGAAAUGCCAUCGUUGUCUUCAACAACAAAUACGAAUGAAUUAACACUUAAACUUGAAAAAUAUUGUGAUAAAUCACCUUAUUUUAUAUCAUCGUUACAUAAUGAACAAGUAUUUCAUGAAUUAAAUUUUCGUUCGAAAAAUCUUAAACGUAUAUUAAGUCGUAUACCUGAUGAUAUUAAUGAAAAACGUGAAUUUCUUGAAACAAUCAAAGAAAUAGCAAGUGCUAUUAAAAAAACACUUGAUAGUGUUACCAAUACUUUACACUAUUUUAAAACUGUUGAAGGUCGGCAAGCAUUAGAAAAUGAAAAAAAAGAAUUUAUUAAAUACAGUAAAAAUUUUAGUAAUACAUUAAAAGCUUACUUUCGAGAUAGUAAACGUGAUGAUGUUUAUAUGGCAGCAAAUCAUUUACUUAUUCAAAUUGAUUAUCUUUUACGUACUAUAAAAUUAUAUUGCGAAACAGAUCAAAUUGAUGAUUGUUUAUAUCCAUCAUUAUCUCAACAUCAAAAUCAAAUGAAACUUCUCGCAUCAACACGUUAUUCAACGAAUAAUCAACAACAAUAUAAUAUAAGACAAUCAUCUGCUUCAUCGAAUAGUCGACAAUCAUAUGAAACAAAUUAUUCGUAA
Rotaria socialis is the source of this 834-nucleotide messenger RNA. The record is from the annotation of a GenBank genome assembly. Lineage: Eukaryota; Metazoa; Rotifera; Eurotatoria; Philodinida; Philodinidae.